GCGGGAAACCCAAAAUCGGCAUCACCCACGCGAAAAGUCGAAAUCCCCCAUUUCGCCCUCCGCUCCGGCCGCUGAAGCCUCCGACGGGAGCCCCGCCGCCGCCGCUGCUUCCCGGCGGCGCCUCCUCCUCCCAGGACAGCGGAGGCGGACCGGACGGCGAUGGAGCGGAUCCACGUCGCCGUGCGGGCGCGGCCGCUCACGGCGGAGGACGCUGGAAGCAGCCCGUGGCGGGUCUCCGGCAACGCCAUCGCGCUCUCCACCCAGCCCUCCAUCCGCUUCGAGUUCGAUAGGAUAUUCGGCGAGGAGUGCCGCACCGCCGACGUCUACGGGGCCCGCACCAAGCACAUCGUCGACUCCGCAGUAAGAGGUUUCAACGGCACAGUUUUUGCAUAUGGACAAACUAACAGUGGGAAGACUUAUACAAUGAGAGGGUCUGGUAAUGAACCUGGGAUAAUACCUCUUGCAGUUCAUGAUCUAUUCAGGACUAUCGAAGAGCAUUUGGACAGAGAAUUUCUUCUCCGCAUGUCUUAUAUGGAAAUUUAUAAUGAGGAAAUAAAUGAUCUUCUUGUCCCGGAACAUCGGAAAUUGCAGAUUCAUGAAAGCAUCGAGAGGGGCAUAUAUGUUGCUGGCUUAAGAGAGGAAAUUGUUACCUGUCCUGAACAAGUACUGGAGUUUAUGUCAUUUGGAGAAUCUCACCGUCAUAUUGGGGAAACAAACAUGAAUGUGUACAGCAGUCGUUCUCAUACCAUAUUUCGCAUGGUAAUCGAGAGUCGAGAAAAGGUUGAUGAAAGUGAAGCGGGAGAGUCGUGUGAUGCUGUUCGAGUAUCUGUUCUGAAUCUGGUAGAUUUAGCUGGUUCAGAACGUGCUGCAAAGACUGGUGCUGAAGGUGUGAGACUUAAGGAGGGCUCUCACAUUAACAAAAGUCUUAUGACCCUUGGUACAGUCAUCAAGAAACUAAGCGAAGGCAUAGAAGGUCAGGGGGGGCAUGUUCCUUACCGAGAUAGUAAGUUGACAAGGAUUUUGCAACCUGCUCUGGGUGGAAAUGCCAAUACAGCCAUUAUAUGUAAUAUAACUCUUGCACAGGUCCAUGCAGAUGAGACCAAAAGCAGCUUACAAUUUGCCAGUAGAGCAUUACGUGUUACAAAUUGUGCAUGUGUUAACGAGAUUUUAACAGAUGCUGCAUUAUUAAAACGCCAAAGGAAAGAAAUUGAAGAACUUCGAGCGAAACUAAGGAACUCGCAAAGUGAACAUUGGGAGGAAGAAAUUCUGAAUUUGCGAAACACGCUACUGCAGAGUGAACUGGAAAAGGAGAGAAUUUCUUUGGAGCUGGAGGAGGAAAAGAAAGCCAAAGAACAGCGUGAUAAGAGGUUGAUUGAGCAAGCAAAGAAAAUUGAAAACCUUAGUUCAUUGGUAUUAAAUUCAGAAAGGGAUGAUAGAACUACUGUUUCUAGUAAGAACAAAAGACGGUUGACAUGGUGUCCUGGACUACUCUCUAGACAAUUUGAUGGUCAGGUUUUAGAGUCUGUGCAAGAAGACCCUCCGAGCAGCACAGUUAGGCAUGGACGUAAUAUGGAGAUGCCACUGCAUUUUGAAGAGCUAAUACAAGAAAGCUGUGAAAGCAGUAUUAAACAUUAUACUGAUGCUUACUCAUCUGGUAGUUUAUCCUGUGAAGAUGAUUCUCUUCCAGAUUCACAUGCUUUGCUACAUGUUACCAGCCGAAGAAAGCCAAAUACGAUGAAAAAAUCAGAUCAAGAACAGCUUAUGGGGUUGGCGAGUGAACGAAUUAUUCCCCAAGAACUUAAUGACUGGAAAUACACCACACAAAGUCAGGAAAACAUCAAAGCUUGUGUUAAUGGUUUAUCUGCUCGAGAAUCAGAAGCAAUUCUUGUCAUUAAGCAACUUGAAGAUCAGCAGAUAAAGUUGCUGGAGUUAGAGAAGAGUUCUUUUCAAAAUAACUUGGAUGAUGUUCUUGAAUUAGCAACUCAGCAGAAAGCUUCUUUCCAUGAGAAGUACGAAGAGCUUCAGCAGAAUGCUCUGGUUGCACAAGAACAAGCUAAAAUUGCUAAUGAAAAGCUUUCCAAACAAGAAGCAGCAUAUGAAUUCCUUACUGGUAUAUUUGUGGAGACUGAAAGCAUAGCUGUGCAAAUGGAUCAAUCAACACGCUCAGUUGACAAUGCUCUUUCUUUCAUUGAAGAGCUCUUCCAGAAUCUCUUCAUGAUGGCCAAAAACUUCACUGAAGCAAAGCAGUUUGUUUGUGGAGAUAUUACACAGUUCAGUUCUGUCAUUAGGGAUUACGAGAACAUUUCAAACUGUUUGCGAGAAAAACUCAGCAAACUUGAAAUGGAGAAGAAAAUAUUAGAUGAACAAUCCCUAGAUCAGAAAGAUGAACUUCAACGGUUGAAAUCUAGCUUAGAAAGUUGUGAGAAAGCUAUGGAGGAUUGUAAUAUUCAAAAUGAGCUGGAGAAAGAUAGCAUUCUAUCGGAGCUCCUAACUCUCCAAAAGGAAGUCGUAUACUUGUCAUCAUCUUCUUUGAUGAAAGAGAAGGAGUCUAUCCGAAAGGAACUUGACAGAACAAAAACAAAGUUAAAAGAGACCGAGAACAAACUUAAAAAUUCCAUUCAAGAGAAGAUAAAACUUGAGAGUGAAAAGGCUGAGGCCCAGAGAGAAAUAAAGAAGCUACAGAGCCAAAGGACUCUUCUUGAACGUGAUUUACGGAAACGUGAUUCGUUUACUGUUGACAAAAGACAUGAACAGAGUGUGAAGUCGAAGGAGCUUGCCGGUAUCUAUGAUCAAGCUGUCCAGAUUCAGGAGGACUACGGAAAGCUUGAGAUGCAUGCUUUUGAUAUGGAGGCUGAAAUUGCUUCGUUACAAGAAGCUUUAGUUACUACCAUUGCAGAAAAGGAAGAAGCAUUAUCUAGAGUGGAGCUUCUCACAUCAGCAGUGGAAGAUCUUGAAAGUAGGUUGAAUUCAGCAGAAUCAGAGACUAGUUCCUUGCUUGAGGAGACUGCUGUCUUGACUAGGAAGUUAGAUGCAUCUGAAUCUAUCUCUAAAAAACUUGAGGCUUCUAUUAGUUCUUUAUCAAGGGAAAAAGAAGACAUGGGAAUUGAACUUACUGAUGUUCUUCUGGAAAUGGAGUCUGAAAGAUCAACGUGGACUGCCAAGGAGAAAGCUUAUCUUGAAGCCAAACAAAAACUGAAUAUCUGCAAUAAGAACAAUUGCAAAUUAUCAGAAGAUUUGAUUAAGGUGAGACAAGAAUUGGCGUGUUGCAGAGAACAGUACAGUAUUCUUGAGGCUAAAAUGAUUUUCUCCAAGAAUGACACAAAUGAGGAGAAAUACUGCAGGGAGACUUUUGAAGAAUCAGAACGACUUCUGAAGAAAGAAAGAAACAUUGACACCGGUGUGAAUGAAAAUGAACUUCACCAACAACUAUUGUCGAUUACAGAAGAACGUGACAAGUUACUUUCUGAGAUUAAAUAUAUGAAUUCAGUCAUCAAUGAAUCAGAGGUUUUAAAAGAGAAUCAUAGUAAAAAGUUAAUACAGGCCAAAGCUACUAUAGAUGAGUUGAGUUCUAGGAUAUCUAUCGUGGAAGCCAAAAUGAAAAAUGAUGCUUCGGCUUAUAACAAAGAGAACACAAAGCUUAGGAUGCAGAUUCGGUGGAUGCAACCAGAACUUGAUGCACACCGUGGAAGGCUUAAAGAAGCAAUAAAUGAGAUGAAGCUGAUGGACACAAAGUAUCUGGAAGCAUCCACCAAGCUGAAGAAGGACCUUUCUUUCUACUGUCGUGAGGUUCUGAGGUUGAAAGAACAGCUUAAAGAAUCACAAGUUAAAGCAUCUUGACCCUGAAAUCUUUCUGCUGAGUAAUUCUUGUGUGGAGAAACUCGUGGUAGUACUAACCAUAUGACAAACAAUUGGUAUUGCCUCAAUGCCACUUCAUACAACUUUUGUAUACUGCUAGUGUAUUUGUUUCAGGUAGGUGUAUAGUGCUACAAUUCCCUGUAGAUCAUUACUUCCUAAUGCACCUGACUCAAAUUAUAAAGCAGUGGACCGUCUAGAACUUUUAACAGCCUUUCUCGCACUGCGAGUCUGUGAUAUAGGGUGAGUUAUUCAUAUUGUGACAUAUAGAUACUGGUUUUUCGUUUGGUUC
This is a messenger RNA of Oryza sativa Japonica Group (Japanese rice), 4144 nucleotides long. NCBI's taxonomy places the organism in Eukaryota, Viridiplantae, Streptophyta, Magnoliopsida, Poales, Poaceae. The record is from RefSeq and is a predicted model, not a curated record.